AUGGAGCACCUGAAGAACAUCUCGCCCAUCGACGGGCGGUACAAACAGGCGUGCAGCGAAGUGUCGGCCUUCUUCUCCGAGUAUGCGCUGAUAAAGCAUCGGAUCAUCGUAGAGGUGCGGUGGCUCCUAUUCCUCAACGAGAAGGAGCUCUUCUUCGAGAAGCUAAGUGACCAAUCAGUGGAGGAGCUGAACCAGAUAGUCACAAACAUAACGGACAGGGACAUAGAACGAGUGAAAAAGAUAGAGGAGGAGACCAAUCAUGAUGUAAAAGCAGUAGAAUAUUUUGUAAAGGAAAAAUUGAGCAAAUCGAAAAGGGAAGACGUGGGAAAGAUAAAACAGUAUGUACAUUACCUCUGCACCAGUGAGGACAUCAACAAUGUAGCUUAUGCUAUGUGUCUGAAGGGGUGCCUAAACGAUGUAGUCAUUCCAUGCAUAGAGAAAAUAAUGCUGAAGUUAAAGCAGCUAGCUGUGGAGUACUCCGACGUGGCACUCCUGUCGAGGACACAUGGACAGCCUGCAUCUUCUACCACCUUCGGAAAAGAAAUGGCAAAUUUUUACUCCAGGAUAUGCCACCACGUAGGAAUCAUUAGAAGAGUGAAAAUCUGUGCAAAGUUUAAUGGAGCUGUAGGCAACUUUAAUGCACACAAAGUGGUCAGUAAAGAAACCGACUGGGUAGGAAGCAUUAGAGUAUUUCUCGAAAGAUACUUCCAUUUAACAUACGGAUUGUAUUGCACACAGAUACAGGACCAUGAUUAUAUAUGUGAGCUGUGUGAUGGUCUGGCUCGUGCAAACGGUACCCUCAUUGACCUCUGUGUAGACGUCUGGUUAUACAUCUCUAAUAAUCUGCUAAAGCUUAAAUUGAAAGAGAAGGAAGUUGGGAGCAGCACGAUGCCACAUAAGGUUAACCCGAUUGAUUUCGAAAAUGCAGAGGGGAACCUACACAUGGCCAAUGCUUUCUUCAAAUUGUUCAGUUCGAAAUUGCCAGCCAGCAGAUUACAGAGGGACCUCUCUGACUCCACUGUUUUGCGAAACAUUGGAAGUUCGCUUGCCUAUUGCCUCAUUGCCUACAAAUCGGUCUUAAAGGGACUUAACAAGAUAGACAUCGACAGGAAAAGCUUAGACCACGAACUUAAUAAUAACUGGUGCACCCUCGCAGAACCAAUCCAGACUGUCAUGAAGCGGUACAACUACUCUGAUGCAUAUGAGGAGCUCAAGCAAUUCACAAGAGGGAAAAUAAUCGACAAGGAGAUUAUGCAAGAAUUUAUUAAAACAAAAUGCAACUUCCUCCCUAAGGAGGUUGUCCACCAAUUGUUGGAGCUAACUCCUGCGACGUAUACUGGAUACGCAGAGUACUUGGCCAAGAAUGUGGAGCGGCUAUCAUCGGGGGGGGAGCUCGAGUAG
Messenger RNA from Plasmodium inui San Antonio 1, 1401 nucleotides. RefSeq names its product adenylosuccinate lyase. NCBI's taxonomy places the organism in Eukaryota, Apicomplexa, Aconoidasida, Haemosporida, Plasmodiidae. The transcript has a single exon. The coding region runs from base 1 to 1401 and encodes 466 amino acids. The record is from RefSeq and is a predicted model, not a curated record. Gene Ontology annotation, molecular function: N6-(1,2-dicarboxyethyl)AMP AMP-lyase (fumarate-forming) activity. Gene Ontology annotation, biological process: IMP biosynthetic process.